AUGGAGCCAGCAGGAAGGACGUGCGAUGACUGUCAAAGAAGUGCCUCAACUGCUACUUUGACUCCUUUGAUCAAUUAUGAGAUGAAAAGGCUAGUUGCAUCUGCAGAUUGUGCUGGAGCUUUAGAUGUUACAGAUGAUUUGCAACAUUUAUUGGAUGGAGAUGAACUGGCUGGUCUACAUUGCUUUCGACACCUUCGUGAUGAAUUAGCCACUUCAAUCGAUUCUAUCAACAGCAUUCUUUCAGCAGAAUUUUUGCGUAUAACCAUACAAGAAACUGGCAACAUGGAUGCAGCAAUUACAUCAAAAUUUAAAGCACGGACGACCAUUGCAAUUAAUGGAGAAGGCCAUGAAGUUAAAUUGGAUGAAGAAGAAACCUCAAAUUUCCGAGACCGGCUUCUUCCAUUUGUUAUUGGAUUACUAAGAACUGCAAAACUCCCUGCUGUGUUGAGAAUAUAUCGCGAUACUCUUACAGCUGACAUGAAAACUGCCAUUAAAACAGCAGUUGAGGAGCUGCUUCGUGUUCUGGUUGCCCAACCUUUGGAUUCAGAUUUUGUUGCAGGAGAACGAGUAGUUGAUACAGAUGGUGGGAGCUCAUCUCUUGCCAGUAGAUUGAGAAGCCUGUCACCAGAAAGUUUUGUUCAACUUUUGAAGGCUAUUUUCAUGAUAGUGCAGGCGCACUUAGUCCAGGCUUCUGAAGUUAAAAAAACAAUUGAGUGGAUUAUCUACCAUCUUGAUGAUCAUUACGCUGCUGACUCAGUUGCUGCUGCAAUUGCACUUGGGGCAGCAGCCGCAGAAACUGGUAGUGAAAGUGAUGGUCAGAUGACCUUUUCACAAUUUUCUCCCCCAAGCAACUUCUCCAGGGUUUUUACAAUUCAGGAGAAGGGAAAUGAUGCAACAACCAUGUCAAAUUUAUCGAGAAACUUCAGAGCUGAUAUAUUGAGAGAGAAUACCGAAGCUGUAUUUGCAGCUUGUGAUGCUGCUCAUGGAAGAUGGGCAAAAAUCCUUGGAGUCCGUGCUCCGAUUCACCCUAAGUUGAGGUUGCAAGAGUUCCUAAACAUAUAUAACAUCACUCAGGAAUUUAUUACUGCCACUGAGAAGAUUGGUGGAAGGUUGGGGUAUAGUAUCCGUGGAACCAUACAAUCACAGGCCAAGGCCUUUGUUGAUUUCCAGCAUGAAUCUCGAAUGGCAAAGUUGAAGGCUAUACUUGACCAGGAAAACUGGGCUGAGAUUGAUGUCCCCAAUGAGUUCCAGACCAUCGUCACAUCACUGUUCUCUUCCAAGUCAGAGAACACUGGACAUGCUGAUGAUGAUUCUGCUGACACUGCAACAAGCAAAACUGAAGUCAUUCGAAGCAGCAGUGAUCCUUCAAUGGUGGAUGCUGGACUCCCAAAUAUAUCACAUAAUACGGAGCAGACUGAUUCUACUUCAACUCAUCCAGAUAAUACAGCACAGAGUAAUGACACAAAAUCAAGAGAACGCGGAAGAUCAUCUCCUAGAAUGCUUUCCUUUGGGGGUGUUGCGUAUCACAUGGUGAACUGUGGCUUGAUUUUGGUGAAGAUGUUGUCAGAAUAUAUUGACAUGAAUAAUAGUUUAACUGGCCUAUCUUCAGAAGUAGUUCACCGUGUUGUUGACAUCUUGAAGUUUUUCAAUACAAGAACUUGUCAACUUGUACUUGGAGCUGGAGCCAUGCAGGUUUCAGGUUUGAAGUCUAUUACUUCUAAGCACUUGGCCUUGACAAGCCAAGUCAUCGGUUUCACAUACACUAUAAUUCCUGAAAUCAAGAGGAUAUUGUUUCUGAAAGUGCCUGAGACACACAAGGGAUUGCUAAUGCUGGAAGUUGAUCGAGUAGCACAGGACUACAAAGUUCAUCGUGAUGAAAUACAUUCGAAGUUGGUACAGAUAAUGCGAGAAAGAUUGCUGGUACACCUUCGGAGUUUGCCACAAAUUGUUGAGAGUUGGAAUAGGCAGGACGAUACUGACUCACAGCCAAGUCAGUUUGCUCGUUCAAUCACAAAGGAAGUUGGCCUUCUUCAACGUGUGUUAUGUCGAACUCUGCAUGAGGUAGAUGUUCAGGCUAUUUUCAGGCAAGUGGUUAUAAUCUCUCACUCACAAAUUUCAGAGGCAUUCUCACGAUUGGAUAUUAGCAGUGAACAAUCUAGACAAAGAGCGUAUCGUGAUGUUCAGCAUCUUCUUGGAUGUAUCAGAUCAUUGCCUUCUGAUAGUAAAUCCAAUCCUCCCAAUUUGGGGCAGCUUGAUGAGUUUGUGGAACAAAAUUUUGGUGCAGAAGCUAGUCAAUAGGUUCCUUGUAAACUAGGCUAUUCUCUUAAACAUUGGAUAGGUGUGAUGGGAGCAAUCCGAGGACACCUGAAGACUACGCAAGGAUGCUGUACAAUUAACUUGAGAUGGGUAGUCGUCUUACUGGAUGUCUUAUUACCACAGUUGAAUCGAGUUCUGCGGGGAGCAAGAAUCUUUAACAGCAAAUUUGGAGCUAUCAUACAGAGUUUGUGAUCUGUCAGAUGUUUGAUAUUUUUUUGAUGAUUGUAUUCUUUGGGCCUGGCACCAGUUUUUUUCUUCUCUAGAUUUUAGAGAGAGAAAAAGGCAUCAGCUGAAUAAUAAUAGUCAGAGUGCAGUUAUAGUGUAUACUAGUGAAAAGUAUUGUAUGUAUCAGUUCCUUGCUUAAUUCGAGCAUGUUUUCUCCUGUAUCAAUAUCAAUGAUCUUAAAGACU
Messenger RNA from Lycium ferocissimum, 2726 nucleotides. RefSeq names its product vacuolar protein sorting-associated protein 54, chloroplastic-like. Bases 1 to 2298 code for a protein of 765 amino acids. Gene Ontology annotation, biological process: Golgi to vacuole transport; retrograde transport, endosome to Golgi. Gene Ontology annotation, cellular component: GARP complex. The record is from RefSeq and is a predicted model, not a curated record. Gene Ontology annotation, molecular function: syntaxin binding. The transcript is spliced from 20 exons. Lineage: Eukaryota; Viridiplantae; Streptophyta; Magnoliopsida; Solanales; Solanaceae.